Molecule: messenger RNA, 5496 nt
Organism: Sphaeramia orbicularis (orbiculate cardinalfish)
Lineage: Eukaryota; Metazoa; Chordata; Actinopteri; Kurtiformes; Apogonidae
Gene: adgra2
Product: adhesion G protein-coupled receptor A2
Exons: 19
Coding region: 703-4866 (1387 amino acids)
Biological process (GO): positive regulation of canonical Wnt signaling pathway; central nervous system development; G protein-coupled receptor signaling pathway
Cellular component (GO): Wnt signalosome; plasma membrane
Molecular function (GO): protein binding; G protein-coupled receptor activity
Source: RefSeq, a predicted model, not a curated record
GGAAUGGGCGCACUUGGGCUAGAACUAAGUGAGUUUCAGUGUGACAGAGGCAAGCAGGCAAAAACCGCUAGAUUUUGGGAAUUACGCAGGAACCGAAUCAGACAAUUUCACUUCUUGUCCGAACUGAUGUAUGUUUUUUUUUUCUCUCUCUCUUUUUUUGAUUUUAUGACACGUUUCUCAAGAUAGAAGUCUGAGACCUCCCAGAUCGGAGAAAAAAUACUGAGGAAAAACUGCGGUGCAACUGAAAAAAGUUUGUGAAUUACUUUUUCCUCUCCUUCUUCAUCCAGAUGACAGUGUGGCUUCAACUGUAGCUGUAACUACUCAGUACUGAAACUCUGCAACUUUUGGAAUAAUUUUAAGAGAUAACAGUAAACUGGACCCUCUCAAGUAUCCUGUAAGGGAAUAGAUUUUAAUACGACCAUCAACCUUUUAACAACAGAAUACCGCGUCUUUGUGUCCGCUGUGGAGUUUUGGAUGGACACAUCCCUUGGAUUUAUGAUCUUGACCAGACAGAGUUGUGCGCCAUGACAUAACAGGACAGUCUUGAAAAACCAAGGUGCUUAUUCCUGCUGCGAUAAUGAGACUUCAUACUUGAGAGGUGUCAAACUGAACAUCUUCCAAGUUUGCCAUAUUCAUUCAAGAGAAAAUCCCCCACCCCUAUCCUGUUCAAGACCUCUCAGAACUUCAUGGUGGAGAUAUGGGAUGACUGGAGGCGGAGGUGCAGCUGAGGUGAGAUCCAGCCGAAGGACAAUGUUUGCGCCCGGCGUUGGCAUCCCUCUGCUGCCGCGGCGUCUGGUGCUGAUGCUGCUGCUUGUGUUUGCCACUGAGCCGAGGCUCUCCCAGGCUUGUCCCGGGCUGAUCGCCUCUACGAGUGGCUGCAGCUGCACAGAUGAGCGGUCCAAAGCGCACGGUGGCGUCCAGGCGUUUGGAAGAAGAGUCAGCUGCAGCAAGGAGGAGCUGUCUGAACCUCCUGAUGCCAGUCUGCUGCCCAACAGGACCGUUACUCUGAUCCUGAGCUACAACAAAAUCCGAGUUCUGAAGAAUGGAUCCUUCUAUGGACUUUACACUUUAGAGAAGCUGGAUCUUAAGCACAACUUAAUCAGCACCAUCAUGCCCGGAGCUUUCCAAGGCCUGCCUGAGCUUCGGAAACUUGACCUAUCUAAUAACCGCAUUGGCUGCUUGGCUGCAGACAUGUUCCAGGGUUUGACCAAUCUCACAAAACUGAACCUCUCUUUCAACAUCAUAUCGACAGUGGAUCCGGGAGUAUUUCAGGAGCUGCCAUCCCUUAAGCUAGUGAACUUCAAUUCAGAAUACCUGUUAUGUGACUGUGGCCUACGCUGGGUCCCAGGCUUCUUUCGCAGCAGUUCAGCUCGGUUGGGGGAUGAAACCUUCUGUGCUUACCCCCGAAGCAUGAGAGGAAAGCCCCUGCGAGGACUAAGAGAAAGCCAGCUGAGCUGCGAUGGUCCUCUGGAGCUGCAUACCCUGUCUCUGCUUCCGUCCCAGCGUCAGGUGGUCUUCAAAGGUGAUCGGUUACCCUUUCACUGCACUGCUGCUUUGGUGGACAAAAUCACCACCUUGCACUGGCGGCAUAAUGGUCAGCUGGUGACCUCUGACCCUGAGAUGGGCGUCCAGCUGGAGAGCAGUGUGGUUCACGACUGCACCUUCAUCACCAGUGAGCUCAUUCUAUUCAAUGUACAUGUGGAAGCCAGCGGAGAGUGGGAGUGUGUGGUUUCUACCGGGCGGGGCAAUACAUCUAGGACUGUUGAAAUAGUGGUCCUGGAGAACAGUGCCUCCUUCUGUCCAGAGGACAAAGUUGUUAACAACCGGGGAGAGUUCAGGUGGCCAAGAACCCUGGCAGGCAUCACCUCCCAUCAGUACUGCCUGCAGCUGCGCUACCCUUCCCUGUCUGUGGAGGGAGGCAUGGAGCAGAAAAAAGCCUCUCGAUACUGUGACCGUUCAGGAAAGUGGCAGGAAGGAGACUACUCCAACUGUCACUACACCAAUGGCAUUACCCGUGUCCUGCAUACCUUCAUAUUGAGACCAAUCAAUGCAUCAAAUGCUGUCACCGUGGCACAUCAAGUGCGUACCUACACUCUGGAGGCUGCAGGCUUCACUGACUCAGUAGAUGUGCUUUAUGUGGCACAAAUGAUGGACAAGUUCAUGGAAUAUGUUGUACAACUUCGAGAGUUGUCAGAGGUGUUAGUAGAAAUGGGCAGUAACCUGAUGCAGGUGGACGACCAGAUCCUCGCUAUCGCCCAGAGAGAGAAGAGAGCCUGUAGCUCCAUAGUCUACUCUUUGGAGACUCUUGCCUGGCCUCAGUUACAUAGCCAUGCACAAGAUUUUUCUAUGGUAUCUAGGAAUAUUGUGAUGGAAGCCCAUAUGAUUCGACCAGCCCACUUCACUGGCUUUACCUGUACAGCAUAUCAGCGCCGUGAGGUUUUAAAAGGCAGCCUGGGAAUGGAAGUAGCAGAUACCACCCACGAACAACAGCUCCGCUUCCGCUGCAGUACUGGCGCCCAUAACACCUCACUAAACUAUUUUCCACCUUUUCUAAAGAAUUCAGUUGCUCUGGCCUCAGUGACACUCCCUGCUACUCUGUUCCCUCCUGAUGCUCCUACAGACUGUAAGCUUCAGUUCAUAGCCUAUAGAACUGGCAGCUUUUUCCCUGUAACAGGGAAUUCAAGUAAUGCUGGAGAACAUUCUCGCAGACGUAGUGUCAACACUCCAGUCAUCUUUGUUGGUCUAGAUGGUUGCAACAUGUGGAACCACUCCGAGGCCAUCUGGGUAUCACUUCGUCACUUGUCCCCUGGUACUGAUGCUGUGGCCGCUCAGUGGAGUCUUAAGGGUCAGGAAAAGCCAGGAGGCUGGAGCCAGGAGGGCUGCCAGCUUGUCCACAGUGACAGCAGCACUUCCACUAUGCGUUGUUCUGUACUGAGCAACUAUGCUGUGCUGCAGGAGGUGCCUGACUUUCCCAACUCUACAUCCAUCUCUGUGAGGGUGCUCCACCCUGUGGUCUAUGCCUGUACUGCAGUGAUUCUCCUUUGUCUCUUCACCACUAUCAUCACACACAUAUUACACCACAGUUCUAUUCACAUAUCAAGAAAGAGCUGGCAUACAUUACUGAAUACCUGCUUUCACAUUGCCAUGACAACAGCCAUCUACGCAGGAGGCAUCAGCUUAACCAGUUACCCAGUGGUUUGUCAAGCAGUGGGCAUUGCCCUGCACUACUCCUCGCUGUCGACCCUGCUGUGGAUUGGAGUCAGUGCCAGGGUCAUCUACAAAGAGGCUGUGUGGAGAAUGCCACGGCACCCAGAUGGAGAGACUCCUGCACCACCCACUCAGCGACCUAUGCUCAGGUUCUAUUUGAUAGCGGGUGGAGUUCCUCUUAUCAUUUGUGGAAUCACUGCAGCUGUCAAUGUCAACAACUACGGAGACAACAGCCCUUACUGCUGGCUGGUGUGGCGCCCCAGUCUGGGGGCUUUUUUUGUCCCUGCUAGCCUAGUCGUGUUUGUGACCUGGAUCUAUUUCCUGUGCACUGUGUUUCGCCUGAGGCACCGUGUAGCCAAAGAAUGCACAGGAACCACCCUGUCCUCUCCUGUGACUGAGAGCCAGCCUGCACUAGCUGGUAGUACCAGCCUCCUCUCCACAGACUCAGUGGUGGGCCCUAUAAGCCCUGUUGUGGUUCCAGAGGAUCAGUACUCACUGAAGACACAGUUCUUGGUGCUAGUGGCCACACACUUCCUGUUUGUGGUGCUGUGGUGCUGCGGAGCAAUGGCAGUGUGGUUGACAGGGCACACAAGCUUAUUGUUCAGCUGUCUCUAUGGGAUAACUGCCACACUUCUGGGUGCUUUACUGAUGGUGCACCACUGCUUUCGACGUUUGGAUGUGUUGGCCUCAUGGCAAGCAUGUUGUCCAGGGUCUCAGCGCCCACAUCCCAUCUCUACGUACACACACACCUGCACAACAGGGAGUGGAGUGCAGACCUCUGAGCAGGGAUCUCAGCUGUUCAUCAAUUGCCAUCCACCUGGUGACUCCCACAACUCUUCAUCAGCCAGGUCAUCAUCCACACCAAGUGGCAUCAGCAGUGUGGCCCCCAGCCCCUGCAAGCUCACCAACCUGUUGCAGGUUGCACAAGACAAUUCAAAUAACACUGCACGUGGUCCAGCAGGCAACAACACCAGCACCAGUACUGACAACAUCACCAAGCCCACGAACAAUAUCAUGCCUCCCAUUAACUCUGCAGCUCCCGUGCAUCCCCAAAGAAGAAAGGUUAGUAGCAGAACUAAACAAGGGAACAGCCAGUAUCACCACCGUGGUGAGGGCAGAGGUCACUACCGUCUCAAAGCACUAAGGACUGCUGGAGGUGGUGGCAGCCUCGGAGCUUUAGGGCCCACAGGUUUGGAUCACCUCAGUUCUUCACAUGCAGUUUACAAACAGGCCACAAGUGAAAAUGGCAGCAUCCACCACAGUCUCUCCGAGAGCCAGGCUAGCCCGCUAACUAACGGGAAGCGGGUUGGAGAAUCAGUGGCCACUAGUCCCUCAGAAGGAAGUGAUGGGGGCAGCAGCGGGAGCCGCAAACCAUUUCCCUUGCUUCCCUCUAUGGCCAGCAGAGCAAACAUGCACAAUGCCCAGAGACGAUGCGCCAGCAGAGACAAUUUGAAACUGGCAGCUGCUGCAGAGAGGGACAAUAAGCGCUGCUCUUACCCUUUAAACAGUGUCACCACCACUGUGCCAGGGGCUGCAGCUGCAAACGGCACACUCAAAAACUCUGUGCUAGAUCUGGAACAGGACAUGAGUGGCACAGACCAAUCCCACAGCUCUGCUGGAAUGAAAAGUGGUUUGUGGAAGAGUGAAACUACAGUGUAACCUAUACUCACUUGUGAUCCUCUAUGCAUGACCAUAACAGACUUUUAAAAGAUUGGGUUAUGUUUAAAUGGUCUUUUGAUUAUAAUAAUUAUAUAAUUUAAGAUAGAAAAUCAUGAAGGCAUCCAGGACCAUAAACUGGUACUUUGGCCUUUGUAGCAUUGUAAAAGUUUGCUGUGAAAUGGUUCCAAUUAAACGGCAGGUUUUUUUUUUUAUUGUCAUUUUACAAAGAAAGAUACUCAUUUAUUUUCUUCAUUUUACAAAAAUGUGCAAGAUAUUGCUGAAAUUGGCAUAUGAUGUUGAUUUUGGACUUUGUAUGGAAGCUUUAUUGUUUUACUUGUGAUUUUUCAGUGCAUAUCAACUAUAGCAUGAAAUGGAAUGCAAAAUAGUCCAUUUCCAAAAAUCCAGCUAAAUGCAUUUAAUCUGUGGACAACCUUUCACCCUUAUGUUUGCUGUCAUUGUUUGGUUGUGCUCAUGUAUGCAGUUGUAUGUUUAGUGUAUGUUUGAGUGUAUGUACUAUAUGUGCAUGCAUUUUGUUUGUGUGUGUUUGUAUGUAUGCACAUAGAGUGACUGCAUGUUUGUCGAUGUACAGAAUCUCUGGGUGAAUUAAAAAAGCUAUGCCAGACUUUUCAA